AUGGAUUUCCCGAGCCAACAGAGUGGGAGAGCUUCGACAUACGCUGAAGAUGGAAGACAUGACAGCGAAACGCCCUUGUUGGGAAGGGAUACGACAGAAUCCUCUCAAGACGAUAAAACCAAAUUCUCGAUCGGCUUCCUCAUAGCCCUAACAUGUAUCAACGGCGGUCUUCAGGUUUUCUUCUCGACCGUCAUGGCCAAUCUUGCGCCUUACCUACAAGGUCUAGGCCUCUCCAAAUCCACCACAGCAGCAAUCAUAAUCUCCAUUCCACUUUCCGGCGCCAUCAUCGGCCCCAGCGUCGGAACACUCAGUGAUCGUCUUCGAUCCCGCUGGGGACGACGAAGACCCAUAAUCCUCACCGGGGCAUUUCUCACAAUUGCCUCUCUCACUCUGCUAGCCUGGACCGAACAACUGGUACAUCUCAUCGCAGGGUGUGGGGACCAUGACUCAAGGCAAUGCGGAGCCGGCGUCGAAAAAGCCGUAGUAGCACUCGCUGUGAUCUUCACCAUCCUCCUCGCAAUCUCCGUGCAACCCGUCCAAGCAGGUUGUCGAGCUUUAACAGUCGACAUCGCGCCCUCUCAUGAACAAACCAGAGCUUCUGCAUAUGCGAGUAGAAUUCAAGGCGCAAUGGCCAUUUUCAGCUUCUGGGCCAGUUCAUUGACGUUUCCUGAAAUCCCGGGUCUGGAAAGCUUGACGCAAUUCCAAGCCUUGUCUUGUUUGAACUUCAUCACGUUGGGAUCUACGGUGCUCUUGACUUGUCUCGUUGUCGGGGAAGAAGAUAGUCGAAGACCAUCAGCCGAAGUUACGAAGCGCACGAUCCUGGGAUUCUUCCGCGAAAUCUGGCGGAAUGUGCGAUUUUUACCUGAGAGAAUCCGUAUGGCGUGUCAAGUCCAAUUCGCAUCUUGGAUGGCUUGGUUUCCUCUCCUAUUCUACACCACCACCUAUAUUGGAGAGCUCGACAAAACCGCAGAACAAAAAACGAGCAACUCCGGAAAUCAACUAGCCCAAGCAGGCUCAAUCGGAAGUCUCAGUUUCGCAAUCGUAGGCUUCAUAGCCGUUCUCACCCUCCCAGUCAUCACAUCCCGCUUCUUCCCCACCAAUAACAACAAAAUCCUCAUCAAACUCUGGACAUUCACACAACCCCUCCUCGGACUCCUCCUCCUCUUAACCCUAGCUUCCACAUCCCCAUGGCAAGGAAUCGUCCUGGUGGCCCUAGCAGGUAUUCCCUGGGCCGUGACGCAAUGGGUUCCUUGGGCUUUAAUAGGCUAUGAGACUUCUAGAUUGGGUCUCACGACGGGUGGGGGCGUGACGGAGUCGAGUGAUGAGUCUGCUACUACUACUAAGGAGGAUGGUGAUGCACAAUCGGGUGCGAUUCUGGGAAUUCACAAUUUGGCCAUUUCUUUGCCGCAGGUUUUGUCCGGGGCGGUGAGUAUUGUUAGUUAUGGAAUUGCUGAGAAGGCUGGGAGUGAGGUUCCUACUGCUUGGGUGCUUGCUUCUAGUGGGCUUGCGGCUUUUGUGGCUGGGUAUUUGGCUAGGAGGAUGUUGUGA
Messenger RNA from Ramularia collo-cygni, 1548 nucleotides. RefSeq lists its product as uncharacterized. The record is from RefSeq and is a predicted model, not a curated record. Gene Ontology annotation, molecular function: sucrose:proton symporter activity. Gene Ontology annotation, cellular component: membrane. Bases 1 to 1548 code for a protein of 515 amino acids. The transcript is spliced from 3 exons. Lineage: Eukaryota; Fungi; Ascomycota; Dothideomycetes; Mycosphaerellales; Mycosphaerellaceae.